Molecule: messenger RNA, 543 nt
Organism: Camelina sativa (false flax)
Lineage: Eukaryota; Viridiplantae; Streptophyta; Magnoliopsida; Brassicales; Brassicaceae
Product: RING-H2 finger protein ATL64-like
Source: RefSeq, a predicted model, not a curated record
AUGGGAAUCGGAGAAGAAAGCACAAAGCCAAUAUGGGGGAGCGUGAGCCACGACGGCGCGCCUUCUUCAGGCUACGCUCUCAACGGUAAAAUCAUGCUCUCCUCCGCUAUCAUCCUCUUCGUCGCCGUUAUUAUGAUCCUCUGUUUCCACACCUACGCUCGAUGGCUCUUCCGUCGUCAGAACCGUCGCAUUCGCCGCCGUAUUCUUGCUCACCUCCGCGCUCUCUCCGCCUCCCCCGGUGACCAAGCUCUCGACCCGGCGGUUCUCGAAAAGAUCCCGAUCUUCGUAUACUCCUCCUCCAACUCCAAGGUAGAGAAGGGGGAGUGCGCCGUCUGCUUAUCGGAGUUCGAGGAAGAAGAAGAAGGGCGUCUCCUCCCUAAAUGUGGCCACUCUUUUCACGUCAGUUGCAUCGACACUUGGUUCCGCUCAAGAUCCACUUGCCCGCUUUGCAGAGCUCACUACAAGAAAACAGGCAAUUUACGACUACGAUUGGCGACUAAACUCGUAGUCGCCAAAUUUAGUGACUAUAUACCGACUGUUUAA